AUGAACAAAGAAUUACCAAUAUUAUUACAAUCUAAAAUUAUAAACUUGUUUGUAAAAGGAAUAAAUCAAGAUGAGGAGGAAGAAGAAGAUGUGUUGGCAGAUAUUGUACUAGUAUCAAAGAAAUGGAUGGAGAUUGUUAAAAAGAUCAAUAAUGUAUUGACAGCAUUCGAACCAUUUGUACAUAGAUUGAAGGAGAUUAAAGAGAUUAUGGAUAAUCCUUUUCUAUUAAACAAUAGAUUCCCUCUUUACGAAACUACCUAUUGUAAUGAUACAAUGUCAGAACAAGAAAUGGAUCAAGAGAAUGUAGAUUAUGCUCAAAACAACAAAGAAUGGUUUAUAUCUGUCUUUUGCAAACAGAUCGAGGAGAUUCGAUUGGGAUCGAGUCAAUUCAAGUUUGACGAGUUGUUGGUCAAGCAGAGUCUACCCAAUCUACGUAUCAUACGUGUCGAGAGUUAUCUGACAGAGUUGCCUCUACCACUAUUGACUCAACUUGACAAACUCAGAAUCUCAUUCAAAGGACAUACACUGUACAUGAUUACUCAAACAUUUGGUGCAUGUAAACAACUAAAGAAACUAUCAACCAAGAUUGCCUAUGACAAUAUAGAUUUGAAAAGAUUAUUCUCAAGUUUUCCAAAGACACUUGAUAAUCUUAGAUUGGAUAUUGUACCAGAGUUUGGUAUAGUUGAUAAUGGCAGUGGUGGAGGUGGCGGUGGUGAUUACUAUCCUUUUGAAUUGUUACCAAGUAGUUUGAAAACACUCAAUAUUGUUCAUAGGGAGCCAUUACACAGUCAACCAUUUAUAGAGUAUCUUGCAAAGAGUAAUGUAGAGUAUAUCAAACACUCUUUUCAAGUUGGCAGGUAUCCAUCAGUUUUGAAGGAUCUUUCUAGAACCAAGUUGAAAAGGGUUAGUCUUAUGCUAAGUGGUAAAAGAGUACCUGUUCAGUACACUGGUGCUGGUUCCAGUCAAAGACCAAUCAUACCACCAACAGUAACAGAGUUGUAUGUAAGAGAAGAUUUUACAGCUGAUUGGUUUAAUAGUAUUUUUGUCAAUAGUCAAAUGCCAAAUUUAAAGACACUUGCCUUUAUACCAUACCCUUCACAUCAACCACAACAAGACGUAGAUGGUUAUAACGAAGAGGAAGAAGAUGAGGGAUUGGUAUUAUUUACAAUACUGAUGACAUUCCUCAACCAAAACAAGACAAUAGAGAAAAUUACAUUUGAUUUCCGACAUGCUUGGGAAUAUUUAAAUGAUCAAAUCAAAUCCAACGAAUCACAAUUAUUACAGUACAUGGCAUCGAGUCUAUCCAUUAAACAAAUCAUAUUUGAUAAUGUUGGUACAAAAUAUAAACCAUUUAGUGGGAAAUUGGUACAUCCAUGGAUUGCUACAAAUGGAUUCAAUGGAUUGGUAUUUAUCAAUACAAAUAAUUAUCAUUGUGAUCCAUCACUACAAAAUUUAAUAAAUGAUUAUUAA
Cavenderia fasciculata is the source of this 1470-nucleotide messenger RNA. RefSeq lists its product as uncharacterized. NCBI's taxonomy places the organism in Eukaryota, Evosea, Eumycetozoa, Acytosteliales, Cavenderiaceae. The record is from RefSeq and is a predicted model, not a curated record. The transcript has a single exon. The coding region runs from base 1 to 1470 and encodes 489 amino acids.